GCUCCUGGAGGGGUGCUCGGCAGGGAGGGGGCAGAUGCUGCACCUUGCAGAGGUUGGGGUGACCAGGAAUCUGGGGGGGGGGGGCAGCCGCUGCCCACUGCCUGGCUCGAGGGGGCUAGAGGAGCUGAGCUCUGGGACGGAAGCCCGAGCGGGUCCCUGGCUACUGUCCCCCCCCCACCACCAAUGGCCCGCAUUCGAAGCUGGACAUUCUAUUCUGUCCGUGUCACAGAGGCACGGGGUCCUUCUCCCUGCCCUGAAAAGUUGAUGGGUGACAUUCCUGCUUGCCCCAUGAGGACAGGAGUCCAGAGAGGGCGACAAACCCUCCCAGAGAGAGCCACACAGCAGGUCAAGGCCGGGCAAGAAGACCAAGACCGCCCCUCUUGCCCGGGUCCCUGCACCCCCACCAACGCCACGGAGCCCUCCUGACUCCCGCGUGGGCCCGCCCGCGCACGCCCCCUGGAGUCCUCCUCCCGCCCACGCACGCCCCCAACUCUGACCUUCAGCAUGAGCAGCCCCCCGCCGCCCACAGAGACCCCCGCACCUGACGCCCCCACCUGGCCGACUCAGCCGACCUACGGCAACCUCGGUGAGGUCCGCGCCCACCUGCUGCCCUCCAAGGCCUGCCGGCCCCCCCGGAAAUCUGGGCCCCCCUCGGCUGACCCGCAGCCCCUGCCCCCACCCCUGCCCAAGAAGACCCUGUCCAGGACCCAGUCUCUGCCCAGCCACAGGGCCGCCAGCCGCAGCCCUGCUCCGGAAAGGCAGCCCCGGAGGCCCUUUGUGGGGUCCCACAGUGUGGACGAGCGCCAGGCGGAUGACGGCCAAGCUCGGCCAGCCUGUCCCCUUGCAGAGACGCCCUUCGGCUCCCUCGACACCUCACUGGGCCUCUCCUGGCACGACCUGAGUUGCCCCGAGGCCACGCGCGCCGUCCUGGAGGCCCGGCAGCUGGAGGGUCUCCGCACUGUGCACUCCCGGCUCGAGGCCCGGCUCCUGGGGGGCCACCCGGGCCCCUGCCACCCCGGCCACGACUUCCGCCUCCUGGACAGCUCGCCCUACGUGGAGAGUGGGGACGCCCUCUACUACCGCAUGGUGCGGGUGGGCGACGAGUCGUGGCACCUCCUGGCGGCCAAGGUGUCCAAGUCGGGAGCGGAGGAGCCUCGCCCGUGGGGCCUGGAGCUGCAGGCCUCACUGCCCCCACACUUCAACCUCCAGGGGCUGUGCGGCCUGGUGCCCGAGGGCGCACUGCCCGGGGUGCCCUGGCCGGGCCCCGUGGUGCUGGCGGCCGAGGUGCCGGAGCGCACGCUGACCCAGUGGCUGGCAGAGGUGGGCACGCGGCGGCGGCCGGCGGAGUUGGCCUGGGCGGCGGCCCUGCUCCUGCUGCAGCUGAGCGCGGCCCUGGAGCAGCUGGAGGCGCGCGGCGCGGCCCUGGCGGAGCUGCGGCCGGAGAACCUGCUGCUGGCGGCGCCCCGGGGCUGUGCGGCCGCCGGGCCCCCGCGCCUGCUGCUGGCCGACUUCGGCCGCGUCCGCCCGCGGCCGCCGGGAGCCCCGGGCGCCCACGCGCCGCAGCUGGGCCGCCUGCUCCGCACGCUCCUCGGCCUCGCCGCGCCCUCAGCCACGCCCUUGGCCCACGGCCUGGAGACUCUGGCGGCCCGGCUGGCCCGCUCCCGGCCCUCGGCGGCCCAGACGCGCGGCGCGCUGCAGGCGCUGCUCUGGGGGCCCGGGCCCGAGCUGCACCGCCAGGGGGCGCUGCUGGGGCCCUGGCUGCAGGUGCGCCGCGCGCUGCUGGUCCUGCACCUGGCCGAGCGGGCCUCGGGUGGGGAACUGCCCGGCCUGGAGGACUGGCUGUGCUGUGAGUACCUGGCCGAGGCCACCGAGGCCUCGCUGAGCCACGCCCUGGCACUGCUGUGGGACUGACGCCUCCAGGGGCCGCGUGCCUGUCUGUUCCGGGGGGGGGGGGGGGGGGGCAGGCACACAGGGGACCUGGGCCGGAAGGCCAGGCGACAGUGAGGGAAUGUGGACGCCUCUUCUGGGGUGCCUGCCCCCUGCCGUGCUGGGGACUUAGGCCCAAGUCGUCCCCAGGAAGGCAGGGGGCUAAUGGCCGGCGCCUCCCGAAGCUUCCUGAUGCCGGACGGCCCAGCCCUCCCCCAGCUGUGAACACUCCCUAUCAACCGUCUCUGUGAGAGGGUGGGACCCCUCCGCCCACCUCCCGGCAGAGGCGAGGAGGAUGCCCUUCUAGUGCUGGAGUCUGAUGGUCACUGUCUUCAUGAGAAGGUGCCCACGGUCCCUCCGACACCGGUAGCAGAGGCAUCUCUGACCCUGGAGCACCCCCUUGUGCUGAGGACGGCCAGUGAUCCUGAGUGUGAACGUCCCUGUCAAGAAUGGCUUAAAAAAAAAAAAAAAAAAAAGAAUGGCUUGGGGUCUCCAGGGGGGAGGGAAAGCUCCCCAGAACCUGAGACACCAGCCCACCCGGCAGAGCCCCCCCCAGAAGAGUCUGAACUCACCUGCCCCAAUGCCACCCUGCCAGUCUCUGCACCCGCCUUGGCCCCCUCCCCGGUGCUCCGUGAAAUUAAAUUUUGUCCAGCCACCAA
Messenger RNA from Lynx canadensis (Canada lynx), 2585 nucleotides. RefSeq names its product PEAK family member 3 (gene PEAK3). Gene Ontology annotation, cellular component: actin cytoskeleton; focal adhesion. The record is from RefSeq and is a predicted model, not a curated record. Gene Ontology annotation, biological process: protein phosphorylation. Gene Ontology annotation, molecular function: protein kinase activity. The transcript has 3 exons. Bases 505 to 1911 code for a protein of 468 amino acids. NCBI's taxonomy places the organism in Eukaryota, Metazoa, Chordata, Mammalia, Carnivora, Felidae.